AAACGCCAACGCGCAGCGGGGACGCGCACAGUGCAGCGCAGCAGCAGCAGCAGUAGCGUCGGUGCGCGCUCCCGGCUCUCAGCACCACGGACAGCGUCCGAGCCGCAGCAUCAGCAGCAGCAGCAGCAUCAGCAUCAGUGAGCGCGCGGCGCGUCGUCCGGCUUUUUUUCUAUCGUUUAAAUCCUUCAGUAGCGGAUCUGAGGACUAAAGCAGCAUGCAUGCGCCACAGCUCGGCUACUGAAAGCUGAUAGAAACCCGAGCGAGCCCUCGCGAGCCCUCUCCUCGGUGCAUAUGAGAUCGAUGCAUAUGCACAAGCAGCGAGGCAGCGGCCGCACCGGGCAUUCCGCCGCAGUGAGCGCGCGCCCGCGGCUCUGAACUGCCCGGGGAUUCUAUUCUCUCCCGUUUCUUCGCUUUGUUUUCUUCGCUUCGCUCUAAAAAGCUGCUGCCCGGCGUCGCGAGGGAUCGGAGCCGGUGCUGUGCGCGCACUCUGGCACUCCACACCAUGCGUCUGCUCCUGCUGGCGGCGCUAUUCUCCUGCUCGUGCGUGCGCGGAGGCUGCGAGCCCAAGGUGGUGAACAUCGGGGCCGUGCUGAGCCAGAAGAGGUACGAGCAGGUGUUUAAGGAUGCGGUGGCCCAAGCGAACGUGGUGUACGGCAGGGACAAGUUCAAGCUGACCGCCAUCUCCGUCACGCACAAGGCCAACGCUAUACAGAUGGCGCUGUCCGUGUGCGAGGACCUCAUCUCCAGCCAGGUCUACGCGAUUUUGGUGAGCCAUCCUCCCCAGUCCAGCGAUCACCUCACACCCACGCCGGUUUCCUACACCGCUGGAUUCUACCGCAUCCCUGUGGUCGGCCUCACCACCAGGAUGUCCAUUUACUCUGAUAAGAGCAUCCACCUGUCCUUCCUGCGCACCGUGCCCCCGUACUCGCACCAGGCGCACGUCUGGUUCGACAUGAUGCGCGAAUUCCGCUGGAACCACAUCAUCCUGAUAGUCAGCGACGACCACGAGGGACGGGCGGCCCAGAAGAGACUGGAGACGCUAUUGGAGGAGAGAGAGACCAAGAAUAAAAAAAGGAACUAUGAAAACCUCGACCAACUGUCCUAUGACAACAAGCGAGGACCCAAGGCCGAGAAAGUCCUCCAGUUCAACCAAGAGACUAACUUAACUGCCCUGCUGCUGGAGGCCAAAGAGCUGGAGGCUCGGGUGAUCAUUCUUUCAGCCAGUGAAGAGGACGCUGCUGCCGUCUACAAGACAGCACGCUUUCUCAACAUGACCGGCUCGGGAUACGUGUGGCUGGUGGGAGAGCGGGAGAUGUCCGGUAAAGCUCUGAGUGAAGCUCCAGACGGACUGAUCGGCCUCCAGCUCAUCAACGGGAAGAACGAGUCGGCGCACAUCAGCGACGCCGUGGCGGUGGUGGCUCAGUCCAUCCAGGAGCUGUUCGAGAAGGAGAACAUCACUGAGCCGCCGCGAGGCUGCGUGGGAAACACCAACAUCUGGAAGACUGGGCCGCUCUUUAAAAGGGUGCUGAUGUCAUCCAAAUACCCAGAAGGCCUCACAGGGCGUGUGGAGUUUAAUGACGAUGGAGACCGGAAGUACGCCCAUUACAGCAUCCUGAACUACCAGAAGAGCAGACUGAUCCAAGUCGGAAUUUAUAACGGCACUCAGGUGGUGCUGAACAAACAGAGGAAGAUCAUCUGGCCUGGAGGAGAGACAGAGAGACCCAGGGGUUUCCAGAUGUCUACGAGGCUAAAAAUAGUGACCAUACAUCAGGAACCAUUCGUGUACGUGAAACCGACCAUGCAGGACGGGACCUGCAGGGAAGAGUACACGCCCAACGGAGUCCUAAUUAAAAAGGUGAUCUGCACUGGACCAAAUGAGACCAUCCCAGGUAACACAACAGGACGCCCAAUAGUGCCUCAGUGCUGCUACGGGUUCUGCGUGGACCUGCUGAUUAAGCUGGCCAUGACCAUGAACUUCACGUACGAGGUGCACCUGGUGGCUGAUGGGAAAUUCGGCACUCAGGAGAGAGUGAACAACAGCAACAAGAAGGAAUGGAACGGCAUGAUGGGAGAGCUCCUGAGUGGCCUUGCAGACAUGAUUGUGGCUCCGUUGACCAUAAACAAUGAACGAGCUCAGUACAUAGAAUUCUCCAAACCCUUCAAGUACCAGGGACUCACUAUCCUCGUGAAAAAGGAAAUCCCGCGCAGUACACUGGACUCGUUCAUGCAGCCGUUCCAGAGCACGCUGUGGCUGUUGGUGGGUCUGUCGGUGCAUGUGGUGGCGGUGAUGCUUUACCUACUAGACCGGUUCAGCCCGUUUGGAAGGUUUAAAGUAAACAGUGAAGAAGAAGAAGAAGAUGCCCUCACCUUAUCUUCUGCUAUGUGGUUCUCCUGGGGAGUGUUGCUGAACUCUGGAAUUGGAGAAGGCGCCCCGCGCAGCUUCUCAGCGAGAAUCUUGGGCAUGGUGUGGGCUGGCUUUGCUAUGAUCAUUGUAGCUUCCUAUACUGCCAACCUGGCUGCCUUCUUGGUGUUGGACCGGCCUGAGGAGCGCAUCACCGGCAUCAACGACCCAAGACUGAGGAACCCAUCGGACAAGUUCAUCUACGCCACAGUGAAGCAAAGUUCAGUGGACAUCUACUUCCGGCGCCAAGUGGAGCUGAGCACCAUGUACCGCCACAUGGAGAAGCACAACUACGAGAGCGCCGCCGAGGCCAUCCAGGCCGUUCGGGACAACAAGCUGCAUGCUUUCAUCUGGGACUCUGCGGUGCUGGAGUUUGAAGCCUCGCAGAAGUGCGACCUGGUGACCACGGGAGAGCUGUUUUUCCGUUCGGGCUUUGGCAUAGGCAUGCGCAAGGACAGCCCCUGGAAACAGAAUGUGUCCCUGGCUAUUCUCAGUUCCCAUGAGAAUGGCUUCAUGGAGGACCUGGAUAAAACCUGGGUGAGAUACCAGGAGUGUGACUCAAGGAGCAAUGCCCCAGCCACACUCACCUUUGAGAACAUGGCAGGUGUCUUCAUGCUAGUCGCUGGUGGCAUUGCAGCAGGGAUCUUCCUCAUCUUCAUCGAGAUCGCGUACAAGCGGCACAAAGACGCCCGCAGGAAGCAGAUGCAGCUAGCCUUCGCGGCCGUCAACGUCUGGAGGAAGAACCUACAGGACAAUAAGGAGAGUUCUGGUGGUCAAGUUGCGGGCGCAGCUGGGACUCCAUCUUUACCCUCUUCCUCUGUAGAGACUCAGGAUGAUAGGAAAAGUGGUAGAGCAGAGUCCGACCCCAAAAAGAAACCCUCUUUUAGGUCCAUCAGUACCACCCUGGCCUCCAGCAUCAAGAGACGUAGGUCCUCCAAAGACACGCAGUACCCACCCACAGACAUCACGGGCCAGCUCAACCUGUCCGACCCGUCGGUCAGCACUGUGGUGUGAGACACAGAAAGAGAGAGAGAGAGAGAGAGAGAGACUGAAAGAGGACUGAAAGAGGACAGAAAGAGAGAAAGAGAAGAGAGAGAGAGAGAAAGAGAGAGAGAGAACGCGCACGACAGAUGACCAUCCACGCUCAUCAUUUUCUAACAGACAAUUGUACAGAGGGGAGGGGGAUGGAACAAGGGUUAACGGGGGCUUUUAAACCCCUGGAUUUGAACUGAUUCAGUGCCAAAUCUGAGCUUCUGCACCUUCCUGAAGAUUUAGAGAAACGAGAGAGACACACGAGAGAAAGAGAGAGAGGAUCUCCUGAUCUUCCACACGCUGGAGCUUCUCUGGACUUCCAUACUGGCUUUCAUUUACUGGAACUGGUAGAACACUACUGCACUGCACUGGAGUUCUUAGAAAGCACUGGGAAGGAACUGUGCCACUGUACACACACACAAAUACACACACACACACAAAAACACUCGACUUAGAACACAUCUUCUUCAGAAUUAAUUUAAAUGAGCAAUUUCUUCUUCUUUUUUUGUUUAGGUUGUCCAUCAGUAUAGUGAAUAUUACGUUGUUGUUAUUAUAAUAAUUAUGUUGUUAUAAUUAAGUGCUGUAUAUUUAUAAAUUUAUAUAUAUAUAUAUAUAUAUAUAUAUAUAUAUAUAUAUAUAUAUAUAUAUAUAUAUAUAUAUAUAUAUACAUAUAUACAUAUAUACAUAUAUAUUAUAUCUCAGAUCUCUGUUUCUAGAACAAAACAAAGAGACAAAGCAAUCAAGGUAUUAAAAUUAAUAUCUGUUAUUUAAAAAAAAGGCCUGUCACAAUAAUUGUCAUCAUAUUGUAUUGUAUUAUCAUCAUAUAUGUAUGUAUUUAAAUAUAUAUAUAUAUAUAUAUAUAUAUAUAUAUAUAUAUAUAUAUAUAUAUAUGAAGCAUAUAUGAAUCAGUUAUAUUAACUCUAGUUAAGUACUAAUACAGACAGGUAGAAUAAAUCGGCAAAAAUGUUUAUCUGUUAAAAUAAGGUAUAAUUACAUUAUUAUGCCUUUAUAUCAUUAUUAGCUAUAUCAGUAUAGCAAUACAUUUAUAUAAAAUGUCAUUAAUAUCUUUAAAUGACAUUAAUAUGAUUAAUCAUAAUUUUACCUGGAAGAAUAUAAUAUUAUUUUAUAUAUUAUUGUGACAGGCCUUUUCUGUUAAAUCUUCUCCAGGCUUUCUGUUGCAUAAACUACUUGUUCUAUUAAGUGUUAAGAUUAUUUUAAAGGUUACAAAUGUACCCUUUUCUACAUAUUCUAUUCUAUAUAUUUAACUUUAACAGUUUUAACAGUUUGUUUUGAAACUCUUCUAGUCUCUAGUCUAUUUAAUCUGUAAAGCGAAUACAGAAAAAUUCACGAAAGCAUGCGAAACCUAAAUUAAAUAGGUGCAAAAUGACAAAAACAAACAAAAAAAACUUUUAGUGCAUUGUCCAUAGUGUUAAUACUUGAAAUGAUGCUCUUUCUAAUGAUAUUACGAUACUUUAUGUGGCACUUUAUAACAUUAACUCUACAAUCACCUUAUUUAUGUGAUCUUUGUUUUGUACUUCAUUGACAUUUGAACACUUUUAAAGAAAAAAGAAAAGUCGUCUCUUUGACGUCUUCUGCAGUUUGACCACCUGCAUGUCAGAUGCAUGUGUUUCUUGCGAGUUGCGACUCGUGAGAGAUGAAGUGCACCCCCUCCACAGUGUUAACCCUUUUAAAACUGGAUUUAGGAUGAGGUUUUGUUUAGGGAUGUCCUGGGGAUUAACCUGCGAUCACUAGGUUUUUUUAUUUUAUUUAUCUAUUUAUUUAUAUUAGAUCGAGUAUCAGCUUUUAUAACCCUGAAAAUACAGUUUUUUGUCACUGUUAAACACUUUAAACACUAUUCAGACGGUUAUCUGGUGUCCUUAAGUGUUUUAGCUAAAGGAACUGGGAGUUAAAUGGUCAUAAAUGAUGUUAAGAAAGAUAUUACUCUCACUCACAAUAAAGCAGCAAAAAUAUUGUAAAUGGAAAAAAUUUACACACUCAACGAUAAAUCUCAAUUUGAUUGGAUCUGUACUGAUCAGACUGUCUGAUACUCAGCAUUAUGAGACUCAGAUUGGAUCAAGCACAUCCCUAGUUUAGGCCUAUAGACUUUUGCUUAUAAAACCUGUUUUAUCAGAUGUUAAAUCUCUUCUAAUCUCUCUUCCAGUCAAAAACAUUUUUUAUUGAUUUAUUUCUUCCAGCAAUACGUUCAAAAAAGUUCUUAUCAGUAAACCUGUAAAUACAAGAUGUUCUUCAAACUAAAUCAUUUAAAAAAAGACAAAAGACUUCUUCUCUCUCUCUCUCUCUUUUCUGUUGAAGUUCUUGGUGCAGACUUUCUCAUCUUCAGUCUUUACGGGGUGCAUCAAAGGGCCAGGUUUUUCAUCCAAUCAGCGCUUGGUCUCCCGUGCAAAACUGCCUCUGAAUUGCUAGGCCUUUUGCACGGGCCAGAUCCAGGUGGGUUGCUCUGUUUUCACUAUGGUGCUGCUGUCUUGCACACACCUCUUGGUUGGAUGCAAAAACAGGCCGUUUCCCACGUUCUGGAGUUGAGAAACUGAAAUUUGGAUUUUACUGCACGGCAAAAAGAACGGUGGACUGUGAAUAAAAAAUAAAAUUGAAGAUUGAAGAACUUUUGAGAACGUUUAAGAAGAGUUGUAACCAUGUGCACAAUCAUCACAAGCAGUUAACAGCAAGUGGUCAAAUGAUGAAUAAAAAAAAACCUUAUCAUUAUCUGGUAAUGUUUAAGGUAGUGUUUAGGUCAUUGCUCAGCAUGUCAUAUGUCAGUAUGUCAUGAUUGUAUUGACGAGAAAACACCCCAUUGGUUCAAUGUUGGACUUGAAAUGACUAUUUUGACUGUAUGUCGUUUUUUAAAGCCCAUUCCGUCAGGCUGACGAGUGCAUGCAUGUUUUUAAGUGCUAUUUCUAUCGUUUAUAAGAGUCAUAGUUUGCAUAUCUGAAGCACUCACUACAGUACUUAAGACAUUAGGACACUGUUUUCAGGGCUAAUGCAGUGUACAGUAUAAUGCUAGGGAGUAUCAGUGGUUGCUUACUAAUGAUAAUCUUAUGAUAAGGGUGUAUGCUGUAUAGUUUACUGACAGUCUGACGCUGUCGAUCUGUAAAUGAAGUGUAAAUAGUAGACUACUGACUCACUGUCAUACACGCAAGCCAUAAUCUACAACAAGUAUUCAUGCACAAAAAAAAAGAAAAUAACACGUAGAGUAAGAUUUAUCUCAGUGAUUAUUCUGUUUUGAUGUUUGCUUUCGAGUUUAUUUUUCAAAACCAAAUAAUGCAAACUUUGCAAUUUUUGUUGUUUGUAUUCAAAUGAUCAUGCAAAAUCAUAUUUCUUUGUGCCAAUAAAAUAUGUACUCAUGUCAAACGCAGAACACA
Astyanax mexicanus (Mexican tetra) is the source of this 6810-nucleotide messenger RNA. RefSeq names its product glutamate receptor, ionotropic, N-methyl D-aspartate 1a (gene grin1a). Bases 503 to 3415 code for a protein of 970 amino acids. The transcript is spliced from 23 exons. NCBI's taxonomy places the organism in Eukaryota, Metazoa, Chordata, Actinopteri, Characiformes, Acestrorhamphidae. The record is from RefSeq and is a predicted model, not a curated record. Gene Ontology annotation, biological process: chemical synaptic transmission; regulation of membrane potential; ionotropic glutamate receptor signaling pathway. Gene Ontology annotation, cellular component: synapse; neuron projection; plasma membrane. Gene Ontology annotation, molecular function: NMDA glutamate receptor activity.